CUCUGUCCUCUACCCGUCUGUACCGGUGAUCGGCGGAUGCUCCGUGCUUCCUGGUGCUUCUUUCGUGUUCCUCAUGUUGAAGUUCUGUGCGGAUACAACGUCGGGUGUGUCGAGUGUAGUAGCAGCGCGAGUGCCAGGAUCGUAUAACAAUCGUAUCUCAUUCGUGAAGCGUUACGACGAGCUUGUCUGCUUGUCGCUCGCGUCUCGUGUCUGUCUCGUGCUCGUGUAACGUUACUUGAUUCUCCGUUUGCCUUGCAAUCUUCGUUGUUUCUGAUCGGCUGCGAUCGUAUUACAUUUCGCUAAAGCUCGUGUGUUACUCGCGCAUUAUCGUGAAUGCUGAAUAAAAUAUCGAGCCGUUCAACCGAAGCUCGUUGCGUUAGCGACGACGUCAACCCGUCGAUCGGUUGCAUUUUUCAAUCCGCGGCUGUUUGUUUUCAGUCUCAAUUCGUAUGUUUAUCAAUGUAGGAAAGCGCGAACAUAAUAAUUGUCCGGUGACGUGUGUGUUGCGUCUCAGCAACGGCCACAAUCAGCCGGUCGAGAGGUUAUGUUACGCCGCAUGAUUUCCUGGCGCUCGAGAUUCAUCGUCUGCCGCGAUGUUAACUUUCCCGACGGCGUCGCGUGUGCGUUAUCGUAAGUAGUGAACAAUAUAUCGUGCGUUCGUCGUUAAUGUGCGAUUUAAGUACAACAAAAAGAGACGUCAGCGCAGGACGGCCUUCGUGGAGUAAUUCGGUCGACAUUGAAAACUCCACUGCUGAGCAUUGUGUGUUACAAGGAUUCGGAAAAGUAUUUGAUAUACAAGAGGAUCCAGAUGAUCCGGAAGCUGAACCGGAUAUGAAGCCAACAAACUUGACGAAAGCUUACCUAUUCGCGGCGGCGUAUGCUUCGACUUUUGGAGGCACUGGAGCGAUCGUAGGUACGCCAACGAAUCUCGCCUUUAAGGGUAUCUACGAAUAUAAUUUCCCUGCUGCUGAUCCAAUUACUUUCGGUGACUGGAUGGCUGCCUCAUUUCCGCAGAUGGCUGCAAAUUCUUUUAUACUGUGGCUGUACCUACGAAUCGUUUUUUUGGGGUAUCUGAGACCGCGUAGCAAAGAUGCUGAAAUGGCGAAAAUUGGUGCAGAGGGUGAAGCCAUCGCGAAUCAAGUGAUAAGUCAAAAUCUUAAAAAUCUAGGACCUAUGUCGUUUCAUGAAAUCUCUGUUGCAAUACUUUUUACGGGGUGCAUAUUCCUAUGGGUAUUUAGAGCUCCUGGAUUUGUUCGCGGAUGGUCGGAAAUACUGACAAAUGUAAUGUUAGCGGAUUCUAUGCCCUCAGUCUUCAUAUGUUUGCUAAUGUUUUUCAUCCCGAAGAAGCCAGUCUUUAUAUACUUCUACAGCAAGGACCCAUCCAGACGACCAACCAGAUCAUCUGAGGGUCUAAUCACUUGGCAGAUUAUUCAAAAAAAGAUGCCGUGGAGAUUGGUAUUUCUAUUGGGCAGUGGUUUCGCUGUCUCUAAAGGUAGCAGUGUUUCAGGACUUGCCAUGAAAGUGGGACUAGCUUUAGUACCUCUGAAAGAAUUGCCUCCUGUGUUAAUGUUGGCUGUUGUCCUUUUGUUCGUUAAUACUCUGACAGAGUUUACUUCGAACGUUGGCACAGCUAAUAUAAUUUUGCCGGUCGUCGCUCAUAUGUGUGUGGCAAUGAAGAUACAUCCGUUAUAUCUGAUGAUGCCAGUGACUCUUAUGUGUUCGUACGCAUUCAGAAUGCCGGUCUCUACGCCGCCGAAUGCAAUUAUAACCGUCGCCGGUCAUCUACAAACUCGGAUAUUAAUAGCAGUCGGAUGUUUUCCAGCAAUUUACAGUUUAAUAGUGCAAGUUAUUCUAUUUCCUACUUGGGGAGUCUUCAUUUAUAAUAUUGGUGAAUUUCCAGCAUGGGCAGAACAGCAUAACAACGAUCCGAAACCAUAAUCUCGUCAGAUUGCUAAUAUCUUUAUUUAUUAUUCAUAAUGAUUAAUUGUGAAAUGUGCCUUUAUUAGUCAUUUUAUGACAGUAAAAUUAAUUAUUUAUAAAUGAAAUAAUGAAUAAAAUGAUAUUAUUUCUUUUAAAUAAAUCGUAAAUUGUCAAUUAUUUAUCUUUAUAAAUUAAUUUUAAAGGUGAUUUUAUAUGUAUCUUCUAGUUCUUUUGAAUUGUGCGUGGCAUAAUCGUCAGUCUUGAAACGCAGCUUAUAAAUUAAAUUAGAAAAAUAAUAUAAUAAUAUGCUGUUUUGUGUUCUCUCGAUAUCGAACAACUAAUGAGAGAGACCAAUCAUUUAAAAACAAUAUAAAUCUGCUUUGAUUGAAAUUAAGGUUUCUGAAACAAAUUAUUUAUUCACUCUUGAUUCUGAAUCUUAAUUUUAACUAAAAUAGACUUAUAUUGUUUCCAAAUGACUGAUUUAGUUGAGAAAUUUUAUAAUAAUGCACUUGUUCUAUUUAGUAGUUAAUUACAAGAAACAGAAUUCCGCCGCGAUUAUUUGUCGCAUUGUUCGCUCAAUCUCAUUACAAAGAAAAAGAACUUCUUUCAAAGCAACUUCGAUUUAAAUAUAGAAUAGAUUUAUUUUUUAAAUCCUUUUAUUCUUUUUUUUUAUAGAAUUCUUUUUUUAACUAUUGGAAUUUAUUUCGAGUUCCUAAGGAUUACUGUGAUAUCUGGGAUUAAUAAAAAAUUUUACAAGCAGUGAAAGAUAAAAUACAAAAUUUUUUAAGUCCAUAAUUAAAAUUCAUAUAGAGCUUAUUCAGGGAAAAAUAUUGAUCAAAGUAUAGCUGGUCAUAACAAGAAAGAAAGAAUAUAAAAAGAAAGUUUUUUAGAAUGUAUUGAUUCAUUGAUAAAGAAACUUUACGAGGAACAUAAAGAUGAUUAUUUUGCUUUAUAAUUUGCAAUCAUUAAUUCCUUUGAGAAGUCUCUCCUUUCAAAAAAUUAUUUCAAUGACAAUUUAUACGGGGAGAUGUGGUAAACUUUCUUUGAAAACGAAAAAGAAUUAUGAAUUUUGAUUUAAGUUUAAUCAAUAAAUAAUGUCUAUUUGAAUAAUCAAAUAUAAAAUGAAUAGAGUUUAAGUAUUAAUUUUUAGCUACUACAAUUAUUGCACUGUAUUAUUUGCAUAUCACACGCAUGUAGAAAUUUAUUUGAAAUGUUCUUCGGUAAUCGACUAUUAAAACAAGUCAAUUGAGAAUCGUGCGAUAAGAUCGCGCGAUUCGAGAUCAUGUUAUAUAAGUUAUAUUGCCUGCAGAUUAUAAUCAAUAAAAUUGAAAUUUGUUUAUACGUUUUGAAGACGUGUUUUACAUAAGAUACAUACAUUUUAAAUAACAUGAUUGAACGAAGAAAUGAUGAUGAAGAACCAAAUGAAAGGUUGGUACUUAUUACUUUAUUCGAAUUUUUUAAAGCAUUUUAUUAUACCCUAG
Molecule: messenger RNA, 3401 nt
Organism: Solenopsis invicta (red fire ant)
Lineage: Eukaryota; Metazoa; Arthropoda; Insecta; Hymenoptera; Formicidae
Product: protein I'm not dead yet
Exons: 8
Coding region: 667-1938 (423 amino acids)
Biological process (GO): monoatomic anion transmembrane transport; citrate transport
Cellular component (GO): membrane
Molecular function (GO): citrate transmembrane transporter activity; succinate transmembrane transporter activity
Source: RefSeq, a predicted model, not a curated record